UGCUAGGCGAGCCCUCGGAUUAGUUCAUGCUACUGCUCCGACAAGUUUGCGUCCAGGCGUAUCACAUGGCGUGCAAAAAUCCGGUAGUGAACGUGAAGCAGGGGCAGCUGCGCGGCGUGGUCGAGGACAACGUCUAUGGCGAACAAUACCUCGCCUUUCGUGGGAUCCCGUACGCGAAGCCUCCCACUGGUCCGCUCAGGUUCAAGGAUUCCCAACCUCCCGAGCCAUGGACCGGAUGCAGGGACGCCACCAAGUACAGCAACAUUUGCGCUCAGUUCGACUUCAUUGUACGAGAAGUGGUCGGAAGCGACGAUUGCCUGUAUCUGAACGUGUACACGCCAUUGGAUAACGCAGCCACGAAGCGGUCUGUGAUGGUCUGGGUGCACGGCGGUGCCUUUGUUCAAGGAUCCGGCGACAACUAUAUUUAUGGGCCCGAUUAUCUCAUUCGCAAGGACAUCGUCCUGGUCACCAUUAAUUACAGGCUUGGGAUAUUGGGUUUCCUCAACACACAGAACGAAAUGGCUCCAGGUAAUCAAGGACUGAAGGACCAAGUGAUGGCGCUGAGAUGGGUCAAGGAUAAUAUCGCGAGCUUUGGCGGUGAUCCAGAGAACGUCACGAUAUUCGGAGAGAGUGCUGGGGCUGCCUCGGUGCACUUUCUCAGCAUAUCGCCCAUGGCUCGAGGAUUGUUUCACAAAGUGAUAGCGCAGAGCGGAGUGGCGUUGAAUCCCUGGACCAUGAGCGCCAAGAACUCAAAAGAGUCCGUGUUUCAGCUGGUUGCCAAACUAGGCAAAGAGACGACCGAUAUUGAAGCAGCCGUGGAAUAUCUGACGACGUUGGACCCGCUAGAAAUCAUAGUCGCCGAGUGUCAACUUCUCACGCCAGAGGACAGGUUCACUAUGUUUGGAUUCUUCGGACCAACCGUCGACGAUAAAUCCCCGAACCCAUUUAUUCCACAACAUCCAACGGUUCUAAUGAAAGACGCUCCUAGCGUGCCCUAUUUGCUUGGUCACAAUGGUAACGAAGGAAGCUUCUUGGUUACGACGCUGCAGCGUUUUAAAAACUACGAGAAAAUCAACAACAAUUUCGAGAUCACCAUCUUUCCGAGCACACUGGACUCGCUGAAGAAAGACGGUGUUUCUAUCGAAGAUUUGAAGCGUAUAUAUUUCGGCGAUCAACCGAUCGGCGAGAAAACAUUGCAAAACUAUGCGGAUUUGCAAAGCGACAUGGCGUUCCUUCAAGGUAUUCACUACGUGGCCAAAGAUUUAAGAGAGAAGUACCCCCAGAAUACGUACUUUUACAAAUUUUGCUACGAAACCGGCGAGUCGUUGAUGAAACAAAAAUUGGAAGUCACUUUGCCAGGGACGACACAUGCCGAAGAUCUGUAUUUCCUCUUCUUCCCACACGUGAUUAAGCUGGCGGACAUGAAACCACCGGGACCUGGAAGCGACGACUACAAAGUCAUAGAGUACUUCACUCAAAUGUGGACCGACUUUGCAAAAACUGGGAAUCCAACUCCAGUAACCACAAAUCUGAUCUCGACCAUUUGGAAACCCAUGGGCAAAGGCAACGAAUACAAUUAUUUAGAGAUAACCGAAAAACUUCAGAUGAAAACUGACAAACUGGACGAACACACCUUCAACUGGAAGAAAAUGAAGAACAAGUUGUGAUUACUAAUUUCUCGCUAUCUGUAAUUUGUAUAUACGCAUGCCUGUGAGAUUAAUCAAUAAUACCAGUGAAAUAGGCGGAACAAA
Hylaeus volcanicus is the source of this 1751-nucleotide messenger RNA. RefSeq names its product esterase FE4-like. Bases 27 to 1667 code for a protein of 546 amino acids. Lineage: Eukaryota; Metazoa; Arthropoda; Insecta; Hymenoptera; Colletidae. The transcript is spliced from 8 exons. The record is from RefSeq and is a predicted model, not a curated record.